CUGCAGCUUGUCCACAAAGACUACCAGCCUUGGAAGGACCCGAUGCGAUGGGCUCUUCACCUACCCCUGCUAGCCCUGGACCUGAACAAAACCAUCCACCCUUGGGAAUGCCAUCGGCCGGGACGCCCCACACAGACCCCGCCACUCAGCUUCUCUCCUCCACGGACCUACUCAUUCAGGACAGCCCCGAUUCUUCCAGCCCCGAGGUAACCCCUCUCGGGCCGGCGGAGGACAGCGCCAAGCCGGCGGAGGACAGCGCCAAGCCGGCGAAGAAGGCCAAGAAGCCGAAAGUGCGGACCGUGUUCUCCCAGGCUCAGCUGUGUGUCCUCCACGACAGAUUUCAGAGACAGAAAUACCUCAGUCUGCAACAGAUGCAAGAGCUCUCCGGUAUGCUGAACUUGACCUACAAGCAGGUUAAAACCUGGUUCCAGAACCAAAGAAUGAAAUGCAAGAAGUGGCAGAGGAACAACUGGCCAAACAAUAUGAUUCAGGGCUACCUGGUGAACUCGCCCGAAAACCUUCCCGUGUGGAGCAGCAACCAGAUGGUGUGGGGCAACCAGACCUGGAACAACCCGGCUUGCACCAGCCCAUCUUGGAGCAGCCCCUCCUGGGACAGUCAGAGCUGGUACCCCCAAGCCUGCCACAGCCCCCUCCUCAACUGCGGAGAGGACAUGCUGCAGCCUUGUGCGCAAUUCCCGCAGACUUGUCCAGACGAGUUCGACGGUGUCUUGGAAACUGCUGGGGAAAGCCUGAACACGGUCCAGCCAGGCAUGCACACAGCCCCCAGGCAUCUCGGCACCCCACAGACCCUCGAUCUGCUGCUCAAUUACCCUGUGGACUUGCAGCCUGAUGGCCUAUGA
Messenger RNA from Ochotona curzoniae (black-lipped pika), 860 nucleotides. RefSeq names its product Nanog homeobox (gene NANOG). The coding region runs from base 48 to 860 and encodes 270 amino acids. Gene Ontology annotation, molecular function: DNA-binding transcription factor activity, RNA polymerase II-specific; RNA polymerase II cis-regulatory region sequence-specific DNA binding. The transcript is spliced from 4 exons. The record is from RefSeq and is a predicted model, not a curated record. NCBI's taxonomy places the organism in Eukaryota, Metazoa, Chordata, Mammalia, Lagomorpha, Ochotonidae. Gene Ontology annotation, biological process: regulation of transcription by RNA polymerase II.